This is a messenger RNA of Cylicocyclus nassatus, 3589 nucleotides long. The record is from the annotation of a GenBank genome assembly. Lineage: Eukaryota; Metazoa; Nematoda; Chromadorea; Rhabditida; Strongylidae.
AUGGCAUUUGAAAAGAAAAUUUGGGUGAAAUAUGUUCCUUUUGCUUUAAAUUCUUUAUAUGAACUGAUCGUUUUAUGGGGCGGGUUAAGUGUGUGCGUAUUUUGUUUGCUCGUUCUUGUUCCAAGCUCCACAGUUAUCAUUCACCUUCUUGAUGAACGCGCUAAACAACAGUGUUGUUUUUGUCCAGUGAGCAUAUCGAAGACUUAUCCUAUGCCCAUGGCGGACGUGAACGGUGGCGGAUCGCGCGGAUUAGUCAGUGCGCGACGCGAUCAAAUCCUUGAAAAAAUUAGUACUGCACAAUUGCAGAAGGGCGAUGCCAGUACAGGAACAGGUUUAGAGAAUGCGAUUCCGGCUUUCUCUGCUUUUGCUGCUUUACGACCGGCACCACCUGUGCCAGCUCACAGGCCCAGGUCUUCCACAACUUUAUCGAAACCGCCCAUUGCUCCUAAACCUACGCAUAUUUUACAAAAGAGACCCACUAUUACUGUAUCUGCCAGCGAGGAUGAGCCUAGCAGUCCCCUUCCUAACAUGAGCGAACAACCAAGUGGAUCGAAUGCUUCUUCUCCGCCCUCAUUUGUGCGUGAAAGAAAAAAUGACGGGGUUUCAACACCGAGAGCUUCCACAACAACUCGCCCUCAGUCUACGAUAUCCUCGGCUAGCACCGAGACCGGAGAUAUGGGUGAAAUGUCUGAUAGCGACUUUGAAGAGGAUCGACAAAGUAGCGGUAGUUCGUUGCAGAGACCUGAUAAUUACCUUGUCGGUCCGGGUCCUCACUCAUUCAGGAGACCAUCCACGCUGUUCCUUAAUGGAAAUCCUGCUAUCCACGAGCAAAUAGUUGAGGAAUUGAGAAGACGAGGAAUUCUGAGAGCUAGUGAUCAUUCGAAAAUUGCGCCUGCUAAGACAGCAAUAGAGAAGUCAGCUAUGAUGUUAUCUCCCUCACAGACAUCCUCUGAACCAUCACCUCAACCAAAGCCCGUACGUGCCUCUUCACUUUCCGCCUCAAGUGAGAAGUUAGAAAAUAGUGCCAGUAAUCGAAGUAGCAGCACUACGACCACAUCGGCAGAAACUGAAGUAUGUGUGGAUGGAUAUAGCUACAUUGUGGAAGACAAACCCGUUCCAGACUACAAUACUGGUAAUGAAGAAGAGGACAAACGUCUCAAAAAGCUACAUUAUGCAGCGAAGGAGUUUUACACAGUACAAGAUUCAUUCCUGAAAUACUUAACUAACAUGUGCGAGGUUUAUCCUGCAUAUGUCAAUGAAUUUGGAAAGCGUUUGGGCAAAGACCUACUUAGCCGGCAAGGAUCUCAAGAACAUAUAGUACGAGAACUGCAAAUUCUCUUUCAACAGCUCAGAGGCUUUCAUAAGGCACUGUUGGAGGAAUUCUCUACUCGACUUGAUUCAUGGAGUUCUCUCAGACCUAAUAUGGCCGAGGUCAUCCUUAAAUAUGCUGAUUUUCUAAAAAUUUGCAAACCAUUUCUUCUACAAAAAGACCGAUUCGUGAAAGAACUUCUUCGACUACGUGAAGAAAAUAAAGAUUUCGACAAUGCUACUGUUGCAUUUGAACAGAAAAUUUUGAAACGGGGAGUUGGUGCGGUGGUACAGCAGCUGGAUCAAGUGCAUCAGAAUUUUAUGCGGUACAAAAUAUUGAUGAUGAGUUACAAUAGGUACCUGGAACCUGGUAGUGAAGAGCAGCUGAAAACAACUGAAGCUAUUGCUAAGUUGGAAAAAAUAACACAGUCGGUGAAUGAUGCAAUGGGGUUACCAAGCAGCGAACAGCUAUGUAGAUUGUACGAUCGCUUCCAGUGUCAUUUUGAUGUGUUUUACCGUGGCAGACGGCUGAUAAGGGAAGGAGAAGUGCUCAAACAAACAAGAAAAGAGCCUCAGCCACGAUAUCUUGUCCUUUUUUCCGACACAUUAUGGAUCUGCCGAGUAAUGUCAGGGUUCACAUCAUCUGGUCUUUUCGACAUGGGUCGUUCUUAUAUGAUACCAAUAGAAGCUGUUCGGACUGAAAUUAGUCCUCAUGAGGACUAUGAGCGGGUAUUGUUCAUCAGAAGCAAAGUCAAAAGCGUUAUUUUGAUUAUGAGUAGUGUUGAUGAACGCCGUAAAUGGCAGGCAGACAUCGAAAAUGCUCGAGAAGAGAAACGCCGUUAUAAACGGCGAAAGAGCGAGGCAUUACAGCGACAGAAGAGGCAGAGCAUGAAUCCUUCUGCAUUUGAUGCACCGCUAAAUGAAGAAAGUAUCUCUUCUGAUCAGAAUACCCUCGAAGAUAACGCCUCCGUCAUUCUUCCAGCAACCACAAUUUCUGCCACAUGUAAUGGGCAGUCUGCUACCACAUCUCGUCGCAACUCCGAUUCGCAAGACUCAUCUCAUCCUAGCACACCUGUGGAGGAACAUCCUGUCACCUCACAGGCUUCGUACAUGCGGAGGAAGAGAGCUGAUGCUGUGAAGCCAGUAUGGAUCCCAGAUGAGUCUUCGUCCAGGUGUCUUAUGGAAGGCUGUGGCACAGUUUUCAACCUUAUAAAUCGACGUCAUCAUUGCCGAGAUUGUGGAUGGUUGAUAUGUUCCGCGUGCAUGGGAAAAGCACCUCUUCCAAAGUUCCAGUUCAAGAAGGAGGCUGUAUGCUCAGAAUGCUAUGAAAAAUUGGAGACAUUAUAUUAUGAGGGCAAGCUUUUCCCCACAAAUCUUCUCGUUCAAGGUUCCGAUGGUACGCUCAGAGUCAAGGUACCCAAAGAUGAUCGGACUAUCGUUGUUGUGGAACCGCAGACUCUUUUCGUCGCACCAACCAACAAGAUGUUGAAACGUAUCAACAUUGAACAACGGAAGCUGCCUAGUAAAGUCAUGUACAGAAAUGCGAAGGGUGGUGAAAUCAUGCGUUUCGCAGAACUUAGUGAAGGCAUGGUGCUGAAAUUCUACAAGGCUGCUUAUGAUUUCGAACCUUGCGAACAAUAUGUGAUCUACGGCUUCACGUUGAAGGAAAAGAAAGCGGACUCUGGUGGAACUAUUUUCGAGCUCAGGCAUAGGAAUCAGAUUAAUACUGAUAGGAAAGAACACUUAAUCUCGUUCCGUGUUGAAAACGAGAAGAGUGUCGCUAAGUGGUCAAAAUCCCUGAGGGAAGGCUUGGGAAUCGAAGAAUCUCCGUAGCAAUGGUUGUUUUGAGGAGAAUGUGAUUUGAUGUCCCCACUUUUAAAUCUAAAACGUUCACACUAUUCUUUACUCUCUAUAUUUCAUUUUUUGGUGAGAGAUGAUAUUGCAUGUAAUUAGAACCGGUGCAAGAACUUAAAUAACAAAAACUUAUUAAUAUGUGCCCAUGAUGCCGGUUAUGUCAACUUGAUCAUGUUUUCCGUCUAUUUUUCUGUACAUUUUUUGAUAGUUCAAUUUCGUAUGCUUCUCGAAAUAGCAUGCCUGUUUUCUAGUCCUUUUGCUCCUGUUUCCGGUGUCAUUCAUUUUCCUUACAUCAGUGUUGCUAUAUUUGCAGAAUUUCUAGCUCUUAGGUUGUACAUGACUAAACUCAUCGCUCAAAUUUUGCAUUUCUUGCACUUUUUUGAUUUGAGUCAUUGAUUCCUGUGUAUAUUAGAUGCUGUGAUGCUGC